AUGGCCUUGGCCGAGAAACCCGGGCACGGCAUCAACAUACAAGAUGACAGCAUCCGAGAUAGCAUUCUCAAUUCCCAGCUGGAGGUCCCCGUCGUCGAGGUCACGUACUGGACAUUGUUUCGAUAUGCAUCCAGACAGGAGAUUGCUAUUCUGGUCCUGUCUGCCUCCUGCGCCAUUGUUUCCGGAGCUGUACAGCCACUCAUGACGCUUGUGCUAGGAUCUUUGGCUGGGAAAUUUACGGGCUUUCAACCAGGAUCAACAAAUACAUCCGAAUUCCAUCACCACCUCACCAGACUUGCUCUUUACUUCGUCUAUCUUGGCAUCGGAUCCUUGAUUUCCGUCUUCAUCACAAUCCAGGGGUUUUCCUUCGCCGGAGAGGCAAUCACGCAGAGAACGCGUGAAGCAUACCUCCAAGCCAUCAUGCGACAAAACAUUGCCUUCUUCGACAGCGUCGGAGCUGGAGAAGUGACCAGCCGCAUCACUGGCGAUAUGAACAUGAUCCAGGACGGCAUAUCCCAGAAAUUGGGCCUCACCGCCGCGGGAGUGACGACUUUCUUCGCAGCCCUAGCCGUGGGCUUCGUCAGGUCUUGGAAGUUGACGCUUAUCAUGCUCUCAGUGACCGUGCUGGUCAUUUUCGUCAUGGGGAGUGCCGGGAGGGGCAUCAAGCAGUACCAGCUGCGGUCUAACGACGCUUAUGGUGUCGGGGCCACCGUUGCUGAAGAGGCCUUUACUUCCAUUCGAAGCACCACUGCCUUUGGUGCACAGGAUUGGCUGGCCAAAAAGUUCGGCAUGCAUUUGGAUAACGUCAAACGCUUCGAUUUCCGGAGCAAAGCCUUUCUGGCUUUUAUGAUCGCCGCCAUGAUGUGCAUCAUGACCCUGCAGUACGGUCUCGCCUUUUGGGAAGGAUCACGCUUACUGCAUGAUGGCAGCAUUUCGGUCUCCAAGAUCAUCACGGUCAUAUUCUCUUCCAUGCUGGCUGGCGUGUCUAUCGGACACGUGGCUCCGCACUUCGGUGCAUUUGCAGCGGCGACGGCUGCUGGUCGGAAGAUAUUUCAGGCCAUCGACCGCAAGUCGCCCCUGGAUCCGCUCUCUGGGGCGGGCAAGAAGCCCUCAAGCGUCGAGGGUGAGAUCGUCUUCCAAGACGUGCGGCACGUGUACCCGUCGCGCCCAGACAAAGUUGUCCUCGACGAUUUGAGCUUUGUCGUUCCGUCCGGCAAGGUCACUGCUGUCGUGGGCAAGUCGGGAUGCGGCAAGUCGACUCUGGUGGGCUUGAUAGAGCGGUUUUAUCAACCUGUCGGCGGUGAAAUCAGUCUCGAUGGUAUGCCACUCCACGAGCUGAAUCUACAUUGGCUUCGGGCCCAGAUUGCCAUGGUCGGCCAAGAGCCUGUUCUGUUCAACACCACCGUGUCCGAGAACAUCCGUUUCGGACUACUGGGGACUGAGCUUGAAAACGCACCUGAGCAGGAAAUUACUGGUUUGAUUGAAGAUGCAGCGCGAACAGCCAAUGCGUAUGACUUCAUCUCGAACUUGCCUGGUGGGUUCCAGGCCCGCGUCGGGGAACGAGGAAUGCUCCUUUCCGGCGGCCAGAGGCAGCGAAUUGCAAUUGCACGGGCUGUCGUGUCGAAUCCCAAGAUCCUUCUCCUGGAUGAAGCCACUGCCUCGCUGGAUCUGCACGCUGAGAGCCUCGUGAGAGCUGCCCUUGACGCCGCCGCAAAGAACCGAACCACUCUGAUGAUCGCCCAUCGACUUUCGACCGUCAGGCAUGCCGACAACAUAAUCGUCCUCAGCGCAGGGAAACUUGUCGAGCAAGGCACCCACGACGAGCUCAUACGGAGCCGAGGAGUCUAUCAGUCGAUGGUCGAGGCUCAGCAAAUCGAAGCGAAUCAGCAAUCUGACAGCGUCGCACACCAUGCCAGUGGUAUGGCAGAUCUCGAAAAUACGAAAGAAUCGAUCUCGAUCUCGACAGAAAAAUCGACAGGCGACACUUCUUCAAUCUCCAAGAGCCAGGAACAUUAUAGUCUCUGGGAGCUUGCCAAAUUCAUAUGGUCUCUCAACCAAGACGAGCAAUCAUGGAUGGCACUUGGAUUUGUGGUCUCGAUGGGCACAGGAGCCGGGUACCCCAUCCAGGCUAUCUUCUACGGCAACUCGAUCAUCUCACUCGUGAACCCCGAUGCGAGCACUGGGAGCCACGACAUUGAUUUCUGGUGUGGGAUGUUGCUCAUGCUGGGACUCGUCCUCCUGGUCUUGUACCUGGUCCAGGGCAUGGCCUUUGCGUGGGCGUCGUCUCGGCUGAUCCGGCGUACCAGGGACCUGACCUUCCGUGCCAUUCUGCGCCAGGAUAUGGCCUUCUUUGACAUCAAGGAGAACGCUUCCGGAGCACUGGCGUCCAUGCUUUCCACCGAGGCCGCCAUGAUAGCCGGCAUGAGCGGAGCCACGCUGGCCGCCCUGAUGAACUUUGUGGUUUCCAUCAUCGGAGCGAUCGGCGUUUCCUGUUCUUUUGGCUGGAAGCUCGCCCUCGUUUGCGCCUCGACAAUGCCGCUGCUGCUCGCGUGUGGCUUUCUCCGGACGUGGGUUAUGACCGACCUGGAGAAACGGACUCGCCGCCAAACCGAAGCGGCGGGGUACGCCUGCGAGGUUGCGUCUGCCAUUCGUACUGUGGCUUCGCUGAGGAUGGAAGGAAAUAUCUGCUCCCGGUACAGCGCAAUGCUGAGGCAGCAGACGAAGCAGGACUUUCGAUCUUUGAUCCUGUCCUCCAUGCUCUACGCGACUUCGCAAUCCCUCAUGUCCUUUGCGAACGGCCUGGCUUUUUGGUAUGGAGGCACCCUGAUUAUGAAGGGCGAGUACACAGUGAAACAGUUCUUCGUGUGUUUUGUGGCCGUCAUCUGGGGCUCCCAGGCGGCUGGCGCCAUCUUUUCAUACGCCGGCGAUAUGAGCAACGCCAGGGCGGCUGCCGCUCGGGUGAAGACUCUCCUCAGUCGCACACCGAUCAUCGAUUCGUGGUCAACCACAGGCAAGGUCAUCCCGCACCAUGGGCUCGAAGGCCGUAUUGAAUUCCGUGAUGUGUCCUUCUUCUACCCCACGCGGCCCAGUCGGCUGGUCCUCAAGAACAUCAGCAUCACGGCCGAGCCAGGACAAUUCAUUGCGCUGGUGGGCGGAAGUGGCAGCGGCAAGAGCACCGUCAUCUCGCUGCUCGAGAGAUUCUACGAUGCCGUGUCCGGGGGCGUCUACGUGGACGACAACGAGAUUUCGACCUACCAGGUCCAGGCGUACCGGAGCCAGCUGUCGCUCGUGAGCCAGGAGACGACCCUGCACAUGGGCACUAUCCGGGACAAUAUCCUCGCUGACAAGGAGGACGCGUCGGAGGAGGACCUGAUCCAGGCGUGCAAGGACGCCAACAUCUACGACUACAUUCUCUCCCUCCCGGACGGGUUCAAUACCUCGGUGGGCACAAAGGGCAGUCUACUGUCCGGCGGCCAAAAGCAACGCAUCGCAAUUGCAAAGGCGCUCCUGCGCAAGCCGAGAAUCCUACUCCUAGACGAAGCCACUUCGGCUCUCGACUCGUCCUCCGAAGCCGUCGUGCAAGCGGCCCUCGACCGAGCCGCAAAGGGGCGCACCACGAUUGCCGUCGCCCACCGGCUCAGCACGAUCCAGCAUGCGGAUAUCAUUUACGUCCUUGAGCAGGGGAGCGUGGUUGAGUGUGGCAGCCACGCACAAUUGAUGCGGCGCAAAGGCGGGAGUCCAUAA
This is a messenger RNA of Fonsecaea erecta, 3744 nucleotides long. RefSeq lists its product as hypothetical. The transcript has 8 exons. The coding region runs from base 1 to 3744 and encodes 1247 amino acids. Gene Ontology annotation, cellular component: membrane. The record is from RefSeq and is a predicted model, not a curated record. NCBI's taxonomy places the organism in Eukaryota, Fungi, Ascomycota, Eurotiomycetes, Chaetothyriales, Herpotrichiellaceae. Gene Ontology annotation, molecular function: ATP hydrolysis activity; ATP binding; ABC-type transporter activity. Gene Ontology annotation, biological process: transmembrane transport.